This is a messenger RNA of Plasmodium falciparum 3D7, 867 nucleotides long. Its product is annotated as RlmE family RNA methyltransferase. Gene Ontology annotation, molecular function: methyltransferase activity. The record is from RefSeq and is a predicted model, not a curated record. NCBI's taxonomy places the organism in Eukaryota, Apicomplexa, Aconoidasida, Haemosporida, Plasmodiidae. Gene Ontology annotation, cellular component: cytoplasm.
AUGAUAACAGAUUUAUUAUUUAAAUCACAAAUUAUAUAUAAUAAGAAAGAUAUAUUAUGUGCUAGAUACAUUUUAUUUUAUCAACACAUAUGUAAGAGAGGUUAUAAAGAAGCUGCUCCUAAGGUUUUUAAUAAAAAAAGUAGUCACACAAGUAGAUGGAUUCAAAGACAGAUAAGUGACCGUUAUGUAUUACGAGCGAAGAAUGAUAAUUAUAGAAGUAGGGCGGCAUAUAAGUUAAUUGAAUUGGAUAAUAAAUAUUUGUUCUUAAAAAAAAAUAAAAUAAUUUUAGAUAUUGGAUGUUAUCCAGGUAGUUGGUGUCAAGUUAUAUUAGAGCGUACUAAAAAUUAUAAAAAUAAAAUUAUAGGAAUAGAUAAGAAGAUAAUGGAUCCUAUACCUAACGUUUAUUUUAUUCAAGGGGAAAUUGGUAAAGAUAAUAUGAACAAUAUAAAGAAUAUAAAUUAUAUUGAUAAUAUGAAUAAUAAUUCUGUAGAUUAUAAAUUAAAAGAAAUAUUACAAGAUAAAAAAAUUGACAUUAUAUUAAGUGACGCUGCUGUUCCAUGUAUCGGAAACAAAAUUGAUGAUCAUUUAAAUUCUUGUGAACUUACCUUAUCAAUAACCCAUUUUAUGGAACAAUAUAUAAAUAUAGGUGGUACAUAUAUUGUUAAAAUGUAUUUGGGUAGUCAAACCAAUAAUUUAAAAACAUAUUUAAAAGGUAUGUUCCAACUCGUUCAUACAACCAAACCAAAAGCAUCGAGAAAUGAAUCAAGGGAAAUAUAUCUUGUUUGUAAAAAUUUUUUGGGAAGAAAAAAAAUUACAGAAGAUGUACAAAUCAAGGGUUCCUUUUCUUCAAAAGAAGGUUACUACUAA